Molecule: messenger RNA, 1653 nt
Organism: Alternaria atra
Lineage: Eukaryota; Fungi; Ascomycota; Dothideomycetes; Pleosporales; Pleosporaceae
Exons: 4
Coding region: 1-1653 (550 amino acids)
Biological process (GO): amino acid transmembrane transport
Cellular component (GO): endoplasmic reticulum
Molecular function (GO): amino acid transmembrane transporter activity
Source: RefSeq, a predicted model, not a curated record
AUGAGCGAAAGCCAGAAGCUCCUGCAUGAGCAUCCUUCAGACAGCGACUCAGAAGCCGAACACGAGCGCAAAGCGAGUCCGCGACACCUGUCUCCAUCUCCUGCAUCAUCGCGAACCACAUCCGCGUCCCCAGCACCACCAGGGUCACGACCAAAUGGCAACAUCAAGCGACAAUCCUCCUUUGCACAACCUCGGCCCGAUGGCGCACCGAGAACGCCAAAUCGGGUGCGCUUCGAGGAACCCAGGAGGAGCAUGAACGGAGAUACCAAUGGCGGCGACUGGCUGGAGAUGGACGGAGACGACUAUAUGGAUGGCGAUGAAGGGCGGGAGAGAGUCCAGCGGCUUCCUCUGCUCACCGGAAUCGAGGCGCCGAGUGUUACCGUCGCAGAACAAUCGUUCAAUCCGGAAGACCACCUAGAGAACGCACAACCACGGAGCGGCAUGCGGAGCGCUUUCAUGAAUAUGGCAAACAGCAUAAUAGGAGCUGGUAUCAUCGGCCAGCCGUACGCUGUUCGCAAUGCAGGCCUCCUGACAGGCACCGCCCUCCUCAUCGGCCUUACCGUCGUAGUAGACUGGACCAUACGGCUUAUCGUCAUAAAUUCCAAACUAAGCGGUACCGAUUCGUUUCAAGCCACGGUGCAACACUGUUUUGGGAAAUCGGGGUUGAUAGCGAUAUCCCUCGCGCAAUGGGUCUUUGCUUUUGGAGGCAUGGUAGCGUUCUGCGUCGUAGUCGGGGACACAAUACCAAGGGUCUUGGAUUCACUAUUCCCUUCUUUGGCGGAUAUGUCGUUCCUCUGGCUACUGACCAACAGAAGGGCUAUCAUGAUCUUGCUUAUCCUGGGCAUAUCGUUUCCACUUUCGCUUUACCGGGACAUAUCGAAGGCAUGUACUCUUGCCAAAGCUAGUGGCUUAGCACUAGUCAGCAUGUCCAUCAUUAUCGUGACUGUAGUCACGCAAGCUUUCCGCGUACCCGCCGAGUCCAAAGGCCAGCUUCGUGGCUCCCUCAUUAUCCGGUCCGGUAUCUUCGAAGCAAUUGGUGUGAUAGCUUUCGCCUUCGUCUGCCACCACAACAGCCUCCUUAUAUACGGUUCCCUACGAAAGCCCACUAUCGAUCGAUUUACACGCGUUACACACUACAGCACUAGCAUAUCCCUAGUCGCAUGUCUUGUCAUGGCCCUAUCAGGCUACCUGACAUUUGGCGAUAAGACUCUCGGAAAUGUGCUCAACAACUUUCCCAAUGAUAAUCUCAUGGUCAACAUCGCGCGACUCUGUUUCGGCCUCAACAUGCUUACAACGCUUCCACUCGAAGCCUUCGUGUGCCGAGAAGUGAUGAACAACUAUUGGUUCCCCGACGAGCCGUACCAUCCUAAUCGGCAUCUCAUCUUCACCACCACGCUCGUCGUCUCUGCCCUAACCCUCUCCCUUCUUACCUGCGAUCUGGGUAUCGUGUUUGAGUUGUUUGGCGCAACUUCUGCAUGUGCAUUGGCGUUCAUCCUGCCGCCUCUUUGCUACAUUAAGCUGAGUCAGAGAAGCAUGAAGACUUAUCUGGCUGGAGCUGUUGCGGCGUUUGGAUGUACGGUAAUGGUGAUCAGUAUCAUCAAGACCACGAGCAAAACGAUGAUGGGUAACAGCGAAGGUGCCAAGUGUAGUUGA